Messenger RNA from Daphnia carinata, 1175 nucleotides. RefSeq names its product renin receptor-like (gene ATP6AP2). The transcript has 7 exons. The record is from RefSeq and is a predicted model, not a curated record. Gene Ontology annotation, molecular function: signaling receptor activity. NCBI's taxonomy places the organism in Eukaryota, Metazoa, Arthropoda, Branchiopoda, Diplostraca, Daphniidae. Gene Ontology annotation, cellular component: external side of plasma membrane; membrane. Gene Ontology annotation, biological process: positive regulation of Wnt signaling pathway. Bases 92 to 1018 code for a protein of 308 amino acids.
GACUACAAUUUAAAGCGCAAACGUGUCACCUGAUUCUUGUCUUGACAGCAAGUCACGAGUUCUGUCAGUUUCAUCGGCUGUAGAAGACAAGAUGAAAGCAACUUCAGCAAUUGUCGGCAUAGUUUGUCUAUUUAACUCAGUCUUUGCAAAUGGAGAAUUUAGCAUCUUGCAUAGUCCUAAUGGAAUCAACUUCAGGGGAGAUGAGCAGCUGAAUACAAGUGAAUUGCCUAAGAUUAUUUCUACCGCAAUGGGACAUACUACCCCCUCCGGAGAUUCGUGGAAUGGAUUAACAGUCCUAAAUCCAUUCAACUACCCAGAUGUUACAAUUUCCAUUGUUGUUGAAGGUGUACAGAGCCUUCAGCUGAGUGAACCCAGAUAUCCACUAGAAAUCACCUCUGACCUUUAUCAAGUGAAAAAUGACUUCACUUCAAUUUUAGGCCAAGUAGUAUUUGAUGAAAAUGAUGUAUAUUCGGGGGACAUCCAACAAAAGCUACCACUUCAGAAACUUGAUGAUAAAGAUGUUGCAGUCUUAGAGUUUCUUAAAGAUGUGGGUGUUUUAAUGGAUCUUAAACAAAAGGUACUAUCAAAGUCUCCAUUGAAGACGGUUUGGAUUCAGCUAAAUGGUCUGGACGAUAUAGUCCGUGUAUAUGGUCGGGAUUCUGAACAAGCUGUUGAAGCAGUAACUGCUCUAAAAUCUGCCCUCACAGAGUUGCAAGAUGCUUUGGAAGGCACUUAUGGAGACAGGUUCAUGCUUACUACCAUCACAAAUGAAAGACUUCGUCUUCGGGAAAAGAGGUCUACUUCUAACGCCAAAGCAAACAAUGAGCUGUAUUGGAAAUUGAAUUUGUCCAAGCGUUAUGGUACAGAUUAUGCUUCCAUCUUUAACAUCCUUCUGUGGACGUCUGUGUUCUUGAUUGCGGCCCUUAUUUCUACCGCAGUGUUUAUUUGCACUCUUGAUCCCGGUCGUGAUUCCAUAAUCUACCGAAUGACAACGCAGCGCAUCAAAAAAGAAAAUUAGUACAAUCACAUUCCGGUUCUUUGUUGGCUUCCGCCUCUCAUAAUAAUUUAGCAUGUAAAAAAAUGUUACUGUGUUUGGUGUACAUUUUCUAGCUUUCUGUGUUUUUGUCGUAGCCAUAAAUUGGUCGUUUUGCGUGUUAUUACACAGGUAAACGAAA